Messenger RNA from Girardinichthys multiradiatus, 7752 nucleotides. It is a transcript of the gene otud7b, whose product is annotated as OTU deubiquitinase 7B. Lineage: Eukaryota; Metazoa; Chordata; Actinopteri; Cyprinodontiformes; Goodeidae. Gene Ontology annotation, molecular function: DNA binding; zinc ion binding; K63-linked polyubiquitin modification-dependent protein binding. Gene Ontology annotation, biological process: protein deubiquitination involved in ubiquitin-dependent protein catabolic process; protein K11-linked deubiquitination; protein K63-linked deubiquitination. Gene Ontology annotation, cellular component: cytoplasm; nucleus. The record is from RefSeq and is a predicted model, not a curated record. The transcript has 14 exons. Bases 632 to 3433 code for a protein of 933 amino acids.
CUUUGUCGUUGAUGGUCCGGUUUGGGAUCCCGUGCUGUGUGUAAGCUGUGAAUAUGUUUAAAAGUUAAAUUUCUGUUUUUGGGGGGUUAUUCGUGAGAUUUACAAGUUGGGACUUCCUGGGAAACUUAAUGGCACGAUGAGAAGUACAUCUGCGAGGCCGCUGAAGAAGAGGCUUCCUUCUGGGACGGCAGCCAUGCAGGUCAAUUUGAUGCAGUGGGCAGCAUAUGGUUUGAGCACCGACAUGCUGACCCCCCACCCCUUCAACCUCAGCAGCAAUGCUGGCAGCGCUCUUACAUCUAUUGUCAAUAGACAACCUCUGGAUAUGACGCUGAGCACAUGUACUCAACUUCUCUGGUCGACCAUGAUCCUCCGAGAGUUCUGUGCUAUGAGGUGCCAUGUUGAAUUUAACACAUCUGCUCCUCUUUCACACCUGAGACCUUUUUGCAAUAACGACUCACAUGAAACCAGAGAGGAAUAAAGGGUGUGGCUGGUACAGUAGCUCACCAGAGGACUGCUCCACCUCCUCCCUUGCUGUCCUGUCCCGGAGUGCAGAGUCCGGGUUUGUGUUUUCCUUCCCUUUUGUUUUUUUUAUGUUUGGAAGCAACCACUCAACUUGUGAAUUCAUGAUCACAUGACCGUGGACAUGGACGCAGUCCUGUCCGACUUUGUCCGUUCUACUGGAGCUGAACCGGGAUUGGCCAGAGAUCUUUUAGAAGGUAAGAACUGGGAUUUCACGGCGGCGCUCAGUGACUUUGAGCAGCUGCGACAGGUGCACGCCGGCAACCUCACGUACUCGUUCCCAGAAGAGCGGGUGUAUCAGCCGUCUGAGAAGGAGAUGGCCCGGGUAGGGCGUCCAGUUCUCCACCGACAAGACGAGGUGGUGCAAGCGGCCUCAGAGAAGCGUCUGUCGAGGGGUAUUUCUCACGCCAGUUCAACUAUCGUUUCACUGGCCCGCUCUCACGUCUCCAGCACUGGCGGAAGCAGCAGCGAGCCGCUCCUGGACACACCGUUGUGCACUUUCCAACUGCCGGACCUCACUGUGUACCGGGACGACUUCCGGAGCUUCAUCGAGAGGGACCUCAUCGAGCAGUCCAUGAUGGUGGCGUUGGAGAAUGCAGGGCGUCUGAACUGGUGGACGAAAGUCGUUCCAAACUGUCAGAGUCUGCUGCCGCUGGCAACGAGUGGAGAUGGAAACUGCCUGUUACACGCUGCCUCGCUUGGUAUGUGGGGCUUCCAUGAUCGCGACCUGAUGCUGCGGAAGUCUCUGUAUGCGCUGAUGGAUCAUGGCCUGGAGAGGGAAGCUCUGAAGCGCAGGUGGAGGUGGCAGCAGACCCAGCAGAACAAAGAGUCCGGGCUGGUGUACACAGAGGAGGAGUGGCAGAAAGAGUGGAACGAGUUGUUGAAGCUGGCUUCCAGCGAGCCAAGAAUCCACUACAGCACCAACGGCACCAACGGGGCCGAGUCUUCUGAGGAGCCUGUUUAUGAGAGUUUAGAGGAGUUUCACGUCUUCGUCUUGGCUCACGUCCUCAGAAGGCCCAUCGUCGUGGUGGCUGACACCAUGCUGAGAGACUCUGGAGGAGAAGCCUUUGCUCCCAUUCCGUUUGGAGGCAUCUACCUUCCGCUGGAAGUGCCAGCUGCCAAGUGUCAUCGCUCUCCCCUGGUCCUGGCAUAUGAUCAGGCACACUUCUCUGCCCUGGUCUCCAUGGAGCAGAAGGACAGCUCCAAAGAUCAAGCAGUUGUGAUUCCACUCACCGACUCAGAGCACAAAAUGCUGCCUCUGCACUUUGCCGUGGACCCUGGGAAGGACUGGGAAUGGGGAAGAGACGACACAGACAACGUGAUGCUGGCGAGUGUGGCUCUCUCCUUGGAAGCCAAGCUCCAGAUGUUGCACACCUACCUGACGGUUACCUGGCUGCCGCUGCCCUGUGAGCAAGCCCCUCUGGCCCAGCCGGAGUCCCCAACAGCUUCGGCGGGAGAAGACGCCCGGACGCCUCCCGACUCCGGGGAGUCCGACAAGGAGUCGGUCAGCAGCAGCUCCAACGGCAACGGAGACACAACAGCAGGCUCGACUGCCAACGGAAACGGCUCUCUGGCCAAAAACAGCUCGUCCUCCUCCUCUAGUUCAUCCAGCAGUGGUUCUGCAGGGGCCGGGAUGGGCGGGAAGGAUAAAACAAAGAAGGAGAAGGAGAAGGACAAAGACAAGAAGAGGGCAGACACUGUGGCAAACAAGCUCGGCAGCUUCGGGAAGAGCCUGGGCAGCAAGCUGAAGAAAAACGUGGGUGGACUAAUGACUGGGAAGAACGCUGGAGCAGCAGGCGCCAAACAGGAAGGCGGGGAGAAGAAAAAGGGCUCAUUUAGGGGGAGGAAGGGUAGCAAGGACAGUUCACCUUCCACCCAAGCCUCCGAGGAUUCUGGGAAAGGAUCCCCAUCAUCAGGUAGCGAACGUCUGCUUGGAACAAUGAGCAGUAUGAGCAGCAGUGGCGGCAGCAGCACGGAGAGCGAGCACUACAAGUACAGCGCUGACGUGAAGGUCAGCCUGGGCAUCCUGCGAGCCGCCAUGCAAGGUGAGAGGAAGUUCAUCUUCGCCAGCCUUCUCACCACCAGCAACCGGCAGCCCUUCCAGGAGGAGAUGAUCCAGCGCUACCUCACAGAUGCAGAGGACCGCUUUCAUGCGGAGCAGGAGCAGCAGCGGCGUGACGCAGACAGAAAAGGUAUCACAAAUAACAUCCAGCCUCCUAAAAAGGAGGUUCUCUGUGGUGCAGAGCUGAGUUAUCGGCCUUACGAGGCCAAAGAGGAGCUGUCAGAGAACUCACCUGCCUUCAAACCUACGCCUUUGAAUCCCGCUCUGUACUCUGCUGUUGUGCCCAUCCCACGACCCUCGUUCAUCGAUCAGCCUCUUGCAGCACCCCCUCUGACUCAGCAUCUUCUCAUGCACAGCCACCUGGAUACACGCCGCCAGCUCGCCGGUGGUUCUCCGGCCACUUCCUAUCCGGGCCUCCCCUCCUAUGCGACCCUUCCUCGCCACUGCCCCACAACACAGGGUCCCUCCCAUCCCCAGUACAUCUCCUCGCAGGGACCCUUAUCUCUGGGCCCCUCAUCUCUGGGCCCCUCAUCCCUGAGCCCCUCCCGUCCCGCUCCCUCCUACCCCCCAGAGUUCGAUCCACCUGAUUAUCCCGGGGCCGAGCCCAUCGCCGGGGGCUACACUAACGGCUUCCGGGACCUGAGCUCCAACCUGGACUCCCGGAGCGGGCAGCCCCCUAUCAGACACUACUCCCUGGGCAGCGCGGGCGGUCUGGCAGGCCUGCAGUCCAUCCGCUGUCGGACACCCAGCUGCAACUACUAUGGACACCCGGAAACGGGAAACUACUGCUCCUACUGCUACAGAGAAGAGCUGAGGAAGAGGGAGACGGAACCAGUCAUUCAUCGAUUCUGAACGGAGCGCACCGUGGCUUCAGAGUAAAGAGUGGCCUUUUUGUGUUUCAGUUCAACAGAUCUGCUUCUGGGAGUAAUGGGAAAUGGCCUUCUUUGUUUUUACCGUGUCAUUUCCUGUUGAAGGUGAAGAGAAGAAACAGGGUGGUUUCUCGCUGCUGGGGGGGGGUUAGGGUCAUGUGUUAGCCCAUAGAAUAAACUGACUGCACUUCUGUUACAUUUUUGCUCUUAUGCAGCUGGUGUGUGUGUGUGUGUGCGCGUGUGUGUGUGCGUGUGUGUGUGUGAGAACUACGACUCUCCUUUGUAACAUUUAGACACCUUGCUACUGUCUCCUCCUAGUGGAGAGAAUGUAUACAGCAGGCAACGUAUAUAGCACUCAUGCAGGACAUUCACGCUUCAUAAAUCACACUACUAGCAGUGAUCCAAGCACAACUGGAGAAGGCACAAGUGUCUCCACUUCAUAUGUGGUCUGUUGGAAGAUGUUUAGUCCAUUAUCAGUGUUACAGAUAUUACAUUAUUGUUACUGGAUGCUUUGCAAACAUCGACUCCAUCCUGAUUGGAUCGCUUUUACUCACGAUUUGCAUUAUGCAAACUGAAGCUACUGUUUAUUGCUAAUAGCUCAACAUGCAAUGAGCUGCUGCGGUGCUAAAAUGCAACAACGAAAGACAUCUGUACCCCUGCAAUAAAUUCUCCUUUUUAACUAAGUCAUAUAUCUGAAAACUACAUCUGGCAGAUGUCAGCAUUUUAAAGGUGAAAACCUGUCAUCCAAACCAGGUUUAACGCCACCAGGCCUGGUUUUGGUAUGUAGGGACUUACUGUACUUUGCAAAAGUAUUUAGUCCCCUGAACGUUUUCCAAAUUUUUUUCAUGUUAGAACCACAAACUUAAAUUUAUUUUACUGGGAUUUUAUAUCAUGGAGCAACAAAAAGUGGUGCAUAACUCUGGAGUUAAAGCAAAAUGAUGCAUGGUUUUCAAAGAUUUGGACACAAUUUUGAAAAGCAUUGUGUGCAUUUUUAUUCACCUUGUAGAACCAUUGCUAUCUGCUGGUGUUUCAGGGGGUACUUCUCUACAAGCUUCACGUUUUUUUGCCCUUUCUUUGCAAAAUCAGUCAGAUUGGGUGUCAAUAUCAGUUCAGUUCGAGUCUAUUGGAUUUAGAUCCAGGCUUUGACUGGGCCAGUCCAACCCAUAAAUAAGUCUUGAUCUGAACUGUAGGAGAGGACUGGAUGUAUUUUGUUCCUGCUGAACCUCUUUCUGGUCACAAGUGUUUUGCGGCCUCUCACAGACUUUCUUCCAGGACUGCUCUGUUUUGACUCCAUCCAUCAUCCCAUCAACUUCAUGUCCCUGCUGAAGAAGACCAUUCCCACAGCAUGAUGCUGCCACCGUCGUAGGAAUGGUAAGUUCAAGGGUGAUGUUCAGUGUAUGUAUUUUGUUUCUCUAUUUAAAGAGCUAUUUUUGUCUUACCUGACCGGAGCACCUCCGUCCACGUUUGCAGUGACCCUACAAACUCCAAAUCGGUCUUAUUGUGGCUUUUUUCCAACAAUGACUUUCUUCUUGAAACCGUUUCGUAAAGGUCAAAUGUUUGAACACAGGACUAGUAGUAGUUCUGUCAACAGUCUCCCACCUGAGCUAUGGGUCCCUGCGGCUCACUCAGAGUUACCAUGGGCCUCUUGGCUGCUUCUUUGAAUAAUGAUCUGCUAGUUGCUGAAGGCAAUUGUUUGCUCUUUAUUUUACUUUUGGAUAUCACAGUAAAGGGGGCUGAAUACAAUGCAGUGAAAAAAGUUUUUUCCUUCCAGAUCGUAAUUAUGCACCACUUUCCAUUUCACUUAAAAUCCCAAUAAAAUGAACAGACGUUUAUGGAUGCAAUGUGACAGAACUUGAAAAAUGUCAAUGGGGAAUGAAUACUUUAGCUCAAGGUGCUGAAGAUAAAAGCAAUAGCAACAACUGACAUCUAUGACGCAGGUUGUUAACUCUGAAAGUGAACCCAGGUUUUCGGAUCCUGGAUAGAUGCAGCUUUUCUCACAACAACAGAUCUGCAGCAGGAUAUUUGGAAGAACACAAACUGUAACCCUAAACUUAUAACAUGUUCACAUGUAGAGCUGCUUCAGGAAGGAACAUUGGCAUAAAUAAGACGAAGGCUGACUUCAUGGAUGCCUAAAGCAGCGGCAUCACCUUAAAGGAGGUCCAAUCUCAUCUGGUGCAGGUAAUUUUAAAGAUGUUGAAAACUUUUGGUUUUUUAGUGUCAGCUGCUACACUUGCUGUUUUAAUUGCUCUUUGCACCAAAUAAAGAACAAUUUAAAAAAACAUCAUAUUAGACAAUUGGGUUAAGAGAGAUGUACAAGUUUAUUGUUUUCUAGGCUUAAACAGAAUUAAAAAAAGGGGUAAAUUUAUUCAGGAUUUUUAAAUAUUUUCUAAAAUCUUAUGUUUAUACGAUUUAUAAUAAUUCCUGUCCAUCCUUGACCAGGCUAAAUGACAACCACCAUGGAUAAUCUGCUUAGAGCUCAGUUCUUUCUGAUAACAAAGGUUUAAUCAUUCAGCGCUCAUCUACAAUACUCUGACAUAGUUUUACCUUCUUCGCAAUUCAAGCACUUUUCCAGAUGUUUUCUGGAUUUUUUUUCCCCUGAUAGUCUCUGCAGACACUGCCACCUUGAAGUACCGGCUCAAACCGGAGGGUUUUAUUUAUUAACAGCUUCCUUCCAGUCGGAUUUGUCUUUAAAACGUUUGUACAAACAUUUGCAGAUUUCACUAUUACUGACCCCUUAACUUACCAAAUAAUUGCACAAUGUUGAAUUUGUAUCGGUCCAAUUAAAAAAUUACACCUUUGUUAUUUAUAGUAAGCACUAGAAAUAAGCUGAUAAUUAGGUGGAUUUCUUUGAGUCUUCCUUGUUACUUCAAGCUAAAGACAGUUGUUGCGGUUCUCACGUCUUACUGUUUAACGUUUCACUACAAGAAGCCAUGAUGGAUUCCUGUUGCUCUGUCUCUCAAUGAGGUUGUUAGAAAAGCACAAAAUAGUAUGCAAUCACUGCCUUGCCCAUUAGAGGGUGCUCUCGUCUUGUUUUCCGUGUGAAGUCAGUUUUGACUCUGGCCCUGCUGCUCUCCCAGCUACAAACAUCAACUCCCUAAAACAGAUAAUAAGAUGUAGUUUUCAUUAGUGUUGUUGAAACACUAUUUAAUAGCAAGAUGCUGCUAAAGCUGCUCAAAGAAACGGCAUCUUUCUGCCGUCUGUUCAAUUUACAAUGAAACACUGACGUUUCCCCAAACAACCAACCCUUAUCAGUAUGAAUGUGUGUCAGAAUGUGUUCAUCAUGUAGGAUUUGACCCUUCGUUAGGGGAGUAAAGUGUGUAUUUGUGUGCUAUCCCUUCCUCCAAAGUAAUAAUUAGCUCACAAAUGAUCAGUUGUUUGUGUUGCUGCGAUGAAAGAAACUUUACAGGCUGCAAACCGUUUCUUUUUGUAUUUAAGAAGACAAACAGAAGAGCUUGAGAGGUUGUAUAAAUAUGUUCCAAGUUAUUUUUGUAAGCCCAAAGUUUUCCAGUGUUUUUAAAAGGGUAAGAAUGUAUUUUGUUGGAAACUUCCACAGUUCUGAGAAUAAGCUUGUUAAAGAGGCUGGAUUUGGGGUGGGAACGUCAUGUUUUGGGUGUUGAAGGAGACCCCCACAUGGGCCUUUUUGAUACUUGAGGCUCUCUCAUUGCAAAGUAAUUUCCUUAAUACUGACAUAACAAUUUGAGAAUAUAUAAAUAUAUAUAUAUAUAUAUAUAUAAAUAUAUAUAUAUUUAUAGUGAGAUUUUUUUGUCCUUUUAAAUAGGUUCCUUCUGGGAAGUUUAGUUGAGACCAUUUAGGAUGUUCUUUCCGGCUAAUUUGUCUGAAGUCCAACUUUUGUUUGUUGCUUUUUAAAUUUGUAAAAGUUUAAUUUUGAUGCUGCAGCCCUCCGUCUAUCCUUCAUUUAAACAAAGUCUCUAUUUUGACUCUGCUCAUUUCCUUGGAACAAGAAGAGAAACGGCUCAAAUUAGCUUGCGACUCAACGGACUCGUCAUUGUUUGGGGGCAACGCGGAAAACAUCCGAGCUACAUGGGACUGGAACUGUUGCAUGUAAAUGGCGAACCAUUCUACCAAAUUUGUGCGUUAUUCUAACUUGAUUUUUGUUCUUUGUUGUAAUUUGUUCGGUUUUGAUUUUUUUUAUCUUCAAUUACUUUGGUUUGUUUUUUUAAAAAAAAAUCUCUAAAAGGCUGUGUGACAGUGCAAUCUGGAUAGAAAGGACAUCAGAUUUUAUGUUAGUUAUUAUUAUGAUUAUUUUUUGCACCGUUUGAAUAAAUUCUCAUUGUAUUUCAA